This is a messenger RNA of Jaculus jaculus (lesser Egyptian jerboa), 1710 nucleotides long. It is a transcript of the gene Tmx2, whose product is annotated as thioredoxin related transmembrane protein 2. The record is from RefSeq and is a predicted model, not a curated record. Gene Ontology annotation, molecular function: disulfide oxidoreductase activity. Lineage: Eukaryota; Metazoa; Chordata; Mammalia; Rodentia; Dipodidae. Gene Ontology annotation, cellular component: membrane-bounded organelle. The coding region runs from base 121 to 990 and encodes 289 amino acids. The transcript has 8 exons. Gene Ontology annotation, biological process: brain development.
CUUUUCCUGACCUACCGCGCGGCCAAUGAGAUUUACAUCCGGGUCCAGGGUAUUGCAGCUGAGAUUUGGCCCGACAGAUGUCUCCAUGGUGAGAGAGGCGGGACCAGGCGUCUGGAAAAGAUGGCGGUCCUGGCGCCUCUGAUUGCCUUGUUGUACUCCGUGCCCCGGCUCUCCCGAUGGCUGGCCCGACCUUACUGUCUCCUGUCUGCCCUACUCUCCGCCGCUUUUCUUCUCGUGAGGAAACUGCCGCCGCUCUGCCACGGUCUCCCCACGCAGCGCGAAGAUGGCAACCCGUGUGACUUUGACUGGAGAGAAGUGGAGAUCCUGAUGUUCCUCAGUGCCAUUGUGAUGAUGAAGAACCGCAGAUCCAUCACUGUGGAGCAACAUGUGGGCAACAUCUUCAUGUUUAGUAAAGUGGCCAAUGCAAUUCUUUUCUUUCGUCUGGAUGUUCGCAUGGGUCUGCUGUACAUCACACUCUGCAUAGUGUUCCUGAUGACCUGCAAACCCCCUCUGUAUAUGGGUCCUGAGUACAUCAAGUAUUUCAAUGAUAAAACCAUUGAUGAAGAACUGGAACGGGACAAGAGAGUCACUUGGAUUGUGGAGUUCUUUGCCAAUUGGUCUAAUGACUGCCAAUCAUUUGCUCCUAUUUAUGCUGACCUCUCCCUCAAGUACAACUGUACAGGGCUAAAUUUUGGGAAGGUGGAUGUUGGACGCUACACUGAUGUUAGUACAAGGUACAAAGUAAGCACAUCACCCCUCACCAAGCAACUCCCUACCCUGAUCCUGUUCCAAGGUGGCAAGGAGGUAAUGCGGCGGCCACAGAUUGAUAAGAAAGGACGAGCUGUCUCUUGGACCUUCUCUGAGGAAAAUGUGAUUCGGGAAUUCAACUUGAAUGAGUUAUACCAAAGAGCCAAAAAGCUAUCAAAAGGUGGAGAUAAUAUACAAGAGGAGCAGCCAGUAGAGGACGAGCAAAGCAAGAAGGACAAAUAGGAGCCCCACCUUGUCAUUGCUUCCUCUCCAGUCAAUGCUGGGCACCUUAGAGGCCCUGCCCCUGCUGUUACCACAAGCCUGCCUAGAGGCGGCAGCCUUUUGUUUGUUUCUUUUGUUUGGCUGUGCCAGGGUGAGGCCUGGUCCUGCUUCUGAUUUUGAAGAGGCAUUCUCGGGGAAUCAUCAAGCACUCUACUGGAAGGCCUGAUCUGCCCUGGCCAACUGUUUCUCUGAGAGAGAAAUCUCAUAUGAUGGAAAUGGAAAUGGUCCUUUCAAGGUUGAGUCUGUGUGUAAACUGCUGUCCACUACGUGGUCGCCUCAAAUCUGUGGUUUCAGUAUUCCUCCUAGUAGACCUAUGAAACCUAGACUAAAACUCUUAAUGUUAGAUGCCAGAGUACAGAGCACUAAGGUUUUCUUCUCAAGGACCCUUGCUUUCCUUAGGCCCUUCUGGCUUGAUCUAUGACAUUCAUUAAGAAACUCGAUCCUAAACUUACCACUGAUCCCAAGCAGAUGCCAUCAACCAGAGUUUUCAUCACUGAAAAUAGUAUUGAUUGAUCUUCCUAUAUUGUGGAAAUUUAGAGAAAGGGGAAUGAAAACUUGAGAUGUUCCUUUGGUCGGACCUGGAGGAGAGAGCCCCUGGACUGGACAGUUGUCUUCUUCUGUCACUGUUCAUGUCCAGUUGAUCAUUUGCCAUAAUAAAGAGGACCAGCGUUUUUCUUUUGA